AUGUUUAACGACGGUAAACGUUUCCACCAGCAUGGGCUGUUCGGUGAGAGUAUCGGUGCCGUUGCCCCUGGCCAGAUGCCCGGGACGAUGGAGAAGUGUUUUCCCUAUUCGAUCCUGUCGAAAAAGCAGCAGCUGCUGGCGGCUGGCAGCUUAAACGGGGCGAUCGUAAAGCAGCCACCGCCUGGCGCUAUUCCCUCAAGGCCCUCGGCAGGUCCGCCGCUCGGUGCCGGUUACCUGACCGCGGUCCUUCCACUGGCUGGGACAAGCGCUUCCAACAGCACGCCCGUUGAGCUCGAUGCCGGCGGUGCCGGUUUCUACGCGAACGCGAUGGUUACCGAUGUGGGCAUCUGCUUCAGCAUGAGCAAUGUCAGUCUGAACGGUGAAUAUCAUCCGCCACUGCCCGCGAUCCCAUCCGUCGCCAUGUCGACGGUGGAGAGGCGCAGAUCGCACGAGGAUCCCGGCCCGGAAACCGCCCUGACCAACGCACGGAGGCGUGCGGCCGCCUUUGUACCACUGACGCCAAACGCUGUCGAUAGCAUACUCCCUCCACAGCACGCUCCUGGCGCCGGUUCCAGUAGGACUUCGAUGCUGCCCACGCAGUCAUUCCCGGUAGUCCCUCUGGCACAUCAAGCACUACACCACCAUCCUGCUUCCACUGUGUCACUCCAGCAGCUGCACCAUCAACAGCAACAGGCAGCGAGCAUCGUCCAUCCGAUGCGUCAUCCGCUGCCACGGCAGCGAUCGCUGGUCCUGCCCGGGAAGAGUCCGUACGGUAGCACACGUACCGAGGUUGGUCUCUCUGGUCUCAUCACGAGCACCGGCUCGUCGCGGUCCUCUCCACCGUACUUCAAACAACCGGUUGGUAAGAUAAACUCCAUCUGCCAACCGGUAACGCAAGCGACGACCCUCUACCAGGGACCCGCUGUUGGACAUCCCUUAAAUCGGCGCCUCCCGCUGCAGUACUUACCGGCAGCACCACAACCCACCCAACCCGUGAGCAUAGACCACCCGACGGCAGUCGCCCUGGAGUACUAUCGGCUCGCGAUCGAGGCAACCGGCAAGAGGCCAGUCUGUGAGUCCGAACCGGGCACGCUCGGUAAGGAUGGUGUUGAUGGUGCCGUCCCCACUCUCGGGACAUCGCGAAGCUCACUGGUGCAUAGCAGUGCCGACGUGGAAAAACGGUUCAUGAAGUGUUGCUACAACAACAACGAAGUGCUGCCAAUACCACAACCACCAUCGAUCGGUGGAACGGUGUCGCUCGUGCCCAGUCCGUUCCAAGGGAACUCACCGUCCCCGACGUCACAUACUCCACCUACGCUCGCACCAUCCCAUCCCGCUCUCAGUCGAUCCUGUCCAACUUCCCCCCAUGCGGUGCCUUACGCAAUCCCGAGCACGGACCUGCUCGGUACGGGACGGGGCGCUGUCGUUCAUCCGGAAGCCCUACCCGGUCGGCUGGUGGAGAACGACCCGCUCGACGAGGACGAACAGCCGAUGGAGGUGUGUACCGAUGGCGAGGACAACAACGAUGGUGACGGUGAUGAACCCAAAGACUUUAGCAUGAAAUCAGUAACCAUGGCUGGCGAUGGCAGUCAAUACACGGUUCAUGCUGCAACACUGCCAGUGGUGGUUGGUGAUGGUGGUGGUGGUGGUGGUGUGGGGCAAGUCGCCGACUGUGGACUACACCCUGGUGAAGAUCGUGGCCGACGGGAGCUGAAGGUAGCGCCGAAGAAGAAAUGGAUUCGACAUUACAUGAAGGAUGAACCUCUCGUCAAUGGGCACUCAACGGCUCCGCCACUGGUCGUCAUUUCAACCAACGGCAGCCAGCACCAUACGAAGCACCUCACCACCAACCACGUGUCCUUGGUCCCAGCCACGACCCCCACCACCCUAGCCACCUCCCCGAUGACGAUCGACCUGUCGACGAAAGGGUUGCAGCAGCAUCAGCAGAGCGCACAUUAUCAGCUCCCGGGCGGUCACCAGCCGCCCACGGUACACCCCGUGCUCGGUGCCGGCACGGUCCUUCCCACGACGCCUCCCGCCACGAACCUAACGUCCCUUUCGUCCUCAUCGUCCUCCUCCUCGUCGUCGUCGUCCUCAUCGUCCUCGUCGUCGUCGUCAUCGUCGUCGUCGUCUUCGUGCUCGUCGACGUCAUCGGCAAGCUCGACACUGACCGUGUCCCCGAUCGACGACUCCCAGUCGUCGCUAAACCUCAGCAAUGGGUCCAGCAUCAAUGGUUACAUCACCAGUCACAGUGCCAACGCCAUCAGUACCGCGGGUGGAACGCCCCCGGCCACCAUCGUCACCGGCAGCGGAAGCGGCUCGUCUCCGCUUCCGCCCGGACUGAGCGGUGUCCUGCCGAUCAGCAUCAACGGGAUACUGCAGGCCGCCACCUCCGGCACCACCAACGGGACCAACGCAAUCGUAGCCGGCGGGCCGCUGCCGGGCGUGCAUCAGCUAUCGCUUGAGGCGGUAGCGAUGCAGCAACAGGCGGCCGCACACUCACCGUCAGCCGGUUCCGGGGCCGGUGCCAUGUUUGCCAACGUUCCCACUGGCACGCGCCGAAGAACCACUAGCUCCAACAGCAAUGGUGUCGGAACACGCGAGGUGCACAACAAGCUGGAGAAAAACCGACGGGCGCACCUGAAGGAGUGCUUCGAGCAGCUGAAGAAGCAGCUAAGCCUCCAGCCGGAUGAGAAGAAGAUCUCCAAUCUGUCCAUCCUGCACGCGGCCAUACGCCACAUUCAGCUACUGAAACGGAAGGAGCGCGAGUUCGAGCACGAGAUGGAGAGGCUAGCGAAGGAGAAGAUUGCGGCGCAGAACCGGAUUCUGCUGCUGAAGCGCGAGAUCGACGUGUCCCGGCUGGCUCCGGACACCGACAUCACCCCGAAUCCCUCGAGCGGAAGCCUCAACCACGUCGCCGGAGGCGUGCAGCCCGACCGAGAUCACCUAACGGAAAACAAUAUUCUCGGAUCGAUGGUUCCAGGACGGAACGGUGUACGGUAUAGCUCCAGCAGUUCCCUGUCCAGCAUCGCUACGAAUGCGUCCAUCGGUAACCUGCCGCUACAAACGACGAUUUCACCUGUCCUGUCCGUGUCCUCGCCGAGCCGGGGUAGCCCGGCGCUUCACCGCAGCUCGACGACACCACCCUCGUCCGCAACGGUGACGGUGGCAGCGACCAUUGCCCCGCCAUCCUCGCUAUCGGUAUCAUCCGUGGUGCCCCUCUCGUUGACCACCAAGGGCAGCAACGGGUUAGCGUCCGAAGCGCACAAUGGCAGCACGCAGCCGACGCUCAAGUUUACCACGGCACCGCUGAACGGACUGAACCUGAGCAAUGCGUCCGUGGUGAACGGUAGUGUGAACGGCGGUUCCGCCGUGACCGUUAACGGCUUGACCAGCACUACCGCACCGCUACCUGUCAUCGUCGGUGCCAAUGGAACGACCAACAUCGUCGGUAUAACGCACUCGCAGUUGCUUACUACGACGGCCGCGCCAUCGAUCCAGACGCUCCCAUUGAACCUGAACGUCACGUCCAGCGCCAUGAGUAACGGACUGAGUGGAAACGGCGCCGGUGGCCCCACGUCGAUCGCCAUCACCACCAGCUCCAGUGGGCACCUGUCUGCCCACCAGGCCCUACAGUUGACCACCUCCACCGCCAAGAGUGGGCACGUCGGUGGGGUCAACGGCAACAGCAUUACCACCACUGCCAGCGGCACAAACGCCCGGACGGUCUACAAUACCGGCAUGGCGAACGGCACGACGACCCUCCCCACCACGUUGGCGGGCACGACGGUGGUAACGGCGGCGGGUUUGCCGCUACUAGCCGCCGCCAGCGGCAAAGAACUGAUCAACGGUACGAUCGGCAAGAACGGUACCGUACGGACUGAUACUAGUAAGCUUGAGAUUAUCGCAACCCAACCGCAACCCACCAAUCACACCGCGGCCGUCGGUGCCACGGCGGCGGCCCUAGACCCACCGGGAACGAAGGUUAUCACGCUGAUGAAUGGUAGCACGUUCGCACUGGCCCCGCUCGACAAGGACAGUAAGAUGGGUGUUGUCUACAGUCCCAUCCUGCUGCCGACCCCGCAAGGACUGCGCGUCAUACAGCCGGGCUCCAACGGGCUGGCAACGAUCGAGCUUGCACCGCCGAACGGCGGUAACCGACUACAGCUGCAUUUAACUCACUAAGCACAUUCAAGGUGGUCACACUGAGAGGCACAGAGAGCCACCUGUACAACGCUGGCCGGCCGAAACUGGAACGUUGCUGGCUGACCAACAUACGCUGUUAGUCGUUUGAGGAGGCUGUGUGCUUAGCGAGUGGAAUCAACUUCAUUGGUUUAUUUUGUCUGAAAAACUAAAGCAACAAACACACGCGCACGCACACAAACACAGACACAUCUUUGUCCGGAGGAUAAUUAAACGGGGACCAAAACGCUAGCGGCAGUUUCUACUUUGCCCUCUACACCGGACACCGUAUAGUGGUGGAGGAAAAUCAGGCUGAACCAUCUGGUAAAAGCUUUACAUUUUCUAACCACGAAAGCAUUUCCAUUCACAACUGAAGCGUUUACUUUUAGCAAUGAAUGCCAUGAUUUAUCACCAUUUUCGAUUGGUUUUGGGUUCAUACUACAAACGAAGCAACAAACCACAGCAGUUUCAGCCUACUUUGUUUGGGGAUGGUUUUGGAAAACUGAAAAACAAGUGCACUAUCUACAACACGCCGCAUCAUCUCACCCAUUCCGUGACAAUCAACGCAUCGCAGCACCCCGCAUUACUUGCGAAAGGAGACCAAUCUGCUACGGAUUCUACUACUGUGAACCUACUACACGUACUACUACUUCUAAUACCGGAAUUGAGCACACGCGCAGCCCGUGUAUGGUAUUAUUAUGCUGACGGCAUCAGCAGCAUCAACCGUUUUAUUUCUUGAACGUCCCGCCGCCUGAGUUUCGAAUUAAGUAGUUUUAGAUCAAUCCCGUUUUAGCUCCCCCAAACAACGUACUGUAGCGCCGGGGCUAUGUUAGCAUAUUGGCAUGGAAUCGCAUUGGGAGCUAGUGCUGGGCGAGCGAAAUGAUGGCAGGGUAGACCAACAAUCAAACCACACGCAACAACGCGCGACACAACAGUACACAUUUUGACCAAUAUUAGUCACUCGCUGCCAUCCAUUGCCCUCUCGCCCCGCGGUGUUUGAAUGUGUAUGUGUGUGUGAGUGUGUGUGUGUGUGUGGGUGAAAGAUUUGAUGCUGUGAUGAGUGCGGGCGCGCAGGAGAAGUGGCGUGUGCAAUCCAUACCGAUCGGUUUCCGGUUUCUUCCACCAUUACCUUCCGUCUCUCCGAUAUGGGCUUUUCUGGUUUACACUUUCUUUUUUACCACCAUGAGGUGAAAAAAAAUAAGUGGAUAAAAAGAAAAGCUCCUAUGUGGGAGACCGAGAUACAAAUCGUGAAGAGCCAUCAUAUUGUACAGAAUCUUAAACUUAAAAAUAAAUUAAAGAUACAACUCAUAUGUACAACAGAACAAACUAAUGUGACGGAGAAAGAGGAGCUGCUCGUAACAAACCUAUACAAGGUAGCAUAAACUACACAGUAGUGAACAAUAAGCGUACAUACGAACGGUGAAUGUGAAUUGCCGGAGAAAGAACCACUUUUAUCUACCUACCUAGCGCUACUCCUACUUUUACGGUUACGAAUACACUGGUGUUAGACUAGCUACGUGUGUGUGUCUGUAUGUGUGUUGGUGUGUAUGUUGUGUAGUUCUGUUGUAAAUGUAAAAUGUUCCCAAAGCUGCAUCCUGCAGUCGGAAUAAAGUGCACGCCGAGAGAACCGUGGAGCGAAAGGAUCGAAACAACACUAAACAUAUACUAUCGAAAUAGUGUAGCCGUUAUUUAUGUUUCGCGGUGGUAUGUUCAUCGAAAGUAGUAGUCAAACAGUCACUAAUAAAGUCUUAGCAGUACAAUUAUCCUUACGGAAGUAGGCGUUGGACAAACAGUACACAAACACGUACAACCCGAUGCAAAGGGUAUAAACAAAGGAUCCUAGAGGGCACUGCUUUGUAGGAGUAGGUUGCGGUACAGCAGAUUGCAUUUCAAAGUAUUACUAGACCGAACCGAAUUCAAAAAGGAAACUCUCAUUUGGUUUGCGAUGGGAAGGUUUUGGUUUGUUGGCUUUUUUCUAUAGCUACAUAUUCAGAUGCCUUUUCUCGCUAUGAGGAACACGUUGAAAAAAGUCAGAACGUUUGCACUAUGUGUUUCUCGGUUGGAACCAGAUCUAAAUCAAGCAUGAGGGCACCACUACGUGCCCAGAAGAAGCCAUUGGGCAGUACAAAUGAUUGGUUUCCGGCAUUGUGGGUGGGAGUUGAAUGAGACUGAGCGAAACUUGAAAUGAAUCCGUUUGCAGAACGAAAGGAGUCGAUGAAUAAUGAUGAAUUUUUUUUUUUUUUUGUUAUGAGUCUACUCUUUAGUGCUUUAGUAACACCCUCACGAAACCAAACGAGUCAACCGAACCAGAAGAUCUCACGAUCUUAUCCACACAAAAAGCGUGCCCGAUCAAUAAAAUAGAAACCCAUCUUUGUAAGUAGAGGAAGAUGGUCAGCAAAGUGCCGGUUUGUAGCGAGGCAAGAGAAAAAAAAAAUGGCAAGGAUGAAAGUGUAUAAGGCAAGCAGUUUGCGAGUAGUUUUAAAAACUAUAUAAAUGUCUUGUACACAGUAAUAGUAACGAAAAGAAAAAAAGAGAAUGAAAACUCCCAUUAAAAUGGGAGCUAAACAUUAAAUGGGCGCAACUUUUUGCCGCAGUAUGAAUAUGCAGAAAUAAAGCGAAACAAAAUAAGGGACAAAAGAUAAGCACUUUACACACGUACACACUUUAUAAACCAAACGAACAUAUAUUUUUCUAUGUACAUAUUUAUCUGAAAAAAAAACCAUCCCAUGGUAUGGGGUGGGUGGUCUUAGGCGGGAAGAAGCAAUGCAGGGCAAGGCACAAGCAAAUGGGACAAUGUUGCAAGGGAAACAAAACUAACAAAAAAAGGAAACGCAGAGUAAAACACAACAAGUCAUUACACGAAGGGAACAGUGAAAUGCAACGUAAAGGAUCAGCAAAACAACAAUGAGAAAUUGAGAAGAUUGAAUAGGAACACAGCAAAGAAGGAAGAAAAACAAUUACAAAGAGGGUAGUUUUAUUUAUCACACUUUUAUCGGCUAAAACAGUGCAAAAGCGUAUCCAAUUGUUCCAUAAUGAUGUGAACGGGGAAACUGAAUUUUAAAUUUGUAAUUAUUAGUAAUAUUAAAGCGAAACCCAACAACAACAACAACCAAACAUUCGCUGAAAGGUCAAAACGAUAUGCAACGAUAGAAACAAGAAAGGCAGAGUGAGGAAACCGCGCGUGAGAUAAACGCUCGCUUAUUUGUUUUAUUGUUUUGUUUAUAUUUUAAUUUAAUUAUAGUAAGUUUAUUCUAUUGUGUACAGUAUUUAAAACAAAAAAUCGGUAUAAAAGUAGAAAAGAGAAAAAAGAGAGAAUAAAAUCCUGAUGAACAAUA
Molecule: messenger RNA, 7517 nt
Organism: Anopheles coustani
Lineage: Eukaryota; Metazoa; Arthropoda; Insecta; Diptera; Culicidae
Product: mucin-5AC-like
Exons: 9
Coding region: 1-4185 (1394 amino acids)
Biological process (GO): regulation of transcription by RNA polymerase II
Molecular function (GO): DNA-binding transcription factor activity, RNA polymerase II-specific; protein dimerization activity; RNA polymerase II cis-regulatory region sequence-specific DNA binding
Source: RefSeq, a predicted model, not a curated record